Cloeon dipterum is the source of this 3739-nucleotide messenger RNA. RefSeq lists its product as uncharacterized. The record is from RefSeq and is a predicted model, not a curated record. The transcript is spliced from 23 exons. The coding region runs from base 251 to 3508 and encodes 1085 amino acids. Lineage: Eukaryota; Metazoa; Arthropoda; Insecta; Ephemeroptera; Baetidae.
GCAGACACACAAGUCCGUUGACCAAUCAGAGCGUCGAGAAAAGGUGGGAGUGUGUGGUUUUGAGAUAAUAAUACACAUUAUUUGAGUCUUGCGGAAAUUCGGGCAGAAUUAAGUGGAUAAUUCGCGGGAUGGAAGGUUCAAGCUACAUUGAAACGACUUGCGAAUCAAAGUUGAGUUGUUAAUCCUUCGCCGGAAUUCGUCGAGGGAAGGCCGUGGACGACCCUUGAGCGCAUACCCACAUCGGAAUACAAUGUCAAGCUGUUUAGAGGCCAAAUACCACAAGGCGUGGUGGUACAGCUGCAACUUUUGCGUUGAAUGCAGUCUCAAGGCAUUGAAGGUUGACCCUGAAGCGACCUUAAAUACUCUGCUCUUCAAAGUUCGACAGCAACCCUUGCGUGUACAGUGCACUGCAAGGCUUCUAGCCGCACUCAAUGAUGUUGCGACUCCUUUGACCUUUCCCGCUCAUCUCAUCCCAAGAAUCGUAGAGACCAUGGAAGCGAUCGUGGACAAUCUGCGGCCCAGAGAGGCAAGAAACGCCUGCUCCGUCCUGCUCACCAAGUGUCUUGAAAUCGCGGAAAGUGAUCCGCCGCAGUGUCCGCGAGUCAGCGUGAUCACGGGCGUCGUGUCCAAGAGCGUGGUCGCGGCUGGUCGAAUCGAGCGCCUGCUGGUGGACAAGCCAGACCAAGUCGUCAAGUUGAUGUACUGUCCGCGAGUCGAUCGUGCCUGCAGGUACGAGGUUCUCCGUGUGGUACUCAGACUCAUGAAGAGUGAAGAUCUCCUCAACUUGCUCUGCAAUGCCGUUCAUUCUGUGAUCGACCCAGAACAGGCCGCUACCUUACUUAAUUUGCUUUGCAAGGUAUUGACCAGCUUGUCCAGUACCCCAUGCGUAACGAAAAUUCUGCAAUUCCAUUUUCCAAAGAUUGUCCAAAACCUGGUUAGGUGCGUCACUUCUCGAGACGAUAACCUGCAAAUUUACUCCGUAAGGUUUGUUGGCUUUCUCGCAAGUCUGGAUGAUCCAUACUUGAGCAACGCCAUAGUUGGAGGUGACCCUGCCGCUUCAAUAGGAGAAGCGCUCUUCUUUUACAACAAUGCUGCCAUCAGUGAAGUCCUGGGAGUCUUGCCAUAUCUGUGCAAUGCCAAGAAUUUUUAUGAAGACAACGGCAAAGCUAGACUCUUCCUUGAAAACAUAAUUCUGAGAAUCGGCACCAUUUCAAGCGAGGGUGAAAACGAUAUUUUCUUCAAUGGAGUCCGAGUAGUGACGCUCUUAUUGAAGCAUUCCGUGCAAUUUAAGACUAAUAUCGUUGGCAAAAACGCCAGCCAGUUGAUACACAUUCUCUCCAGAUGCGUGUCUUGCAGUAAUGACCAAAUGAGCCAUACUGCUUGCCACACCGCCUUGCACUUCAUUUCCUCCGCUGAGACGAGUGCAGAGACAUGGCAAGUCGACGUGGUCCAACUUGCCAAAUUGGUUUUGACCAAAGACGCCUGCCCCAAUGAGACAAGUGGUAUAUGCAAGUGCUUUGCUCUCAAACUAGUUAAUGGUCUCUUAUUUUGGUGUGGAAAGCUGGAUGCGAAGGGGGAAGUAUCGCUCGAUGCUCUGAUUUUUGACAUCAUCACAGACCACGCCAGAAAGUGCUGCUUGCUGACCAAUUCGAAAACUUCUGAAAAACUUCUUUCGACCGUGAAAAAUGUGCUUGAAUGUGAUGAGUGGACUCUAAAAACAGACUUAAGCGCAACCCUCGCUUCGAUGGGAUUUUUGGAUUUGUUGCUAAUCAAGGGGAGUCGCAAUUUCGCCAGCAUUGAAACCAGAGUUGAAUCUGUGGCCUUGGUUACUAGGAUACUGUGUGAAAAUAAAUUUGGAAUAUGUUUAGAAGAGAGGACCUGCAUCAACUCGCUGAUGCAGUUCUGCCAAACCAAUCACUCCUUGCUCUUCACUGAUGCCACAGCGGAAGCAAAUUUGAGCUUCUUGUAUUGCAGAGCGUACUAUAACCCAAAUAGUGACUCGGCCCAGUUCAUUGACUGCAUCGUCUGCUUUUUGUCCUAUUGUUUUUGCGGAUCUAUUUCCAGCAGCAUGGCAAAAGGCGUGCUUUUCAUUUUGGCAUGCCAAGGCGCGAGUGGAAUUUUGCCAGAGUGCGUCAUCAGACUGGUCUGUCGGUGGGCCACGGUGCCCGAGAGAGUCUACACCGACUCUCCUCUGUACGUGAACUGGAUUCUGGGACUGCAUUACAGACAAAUUCCCCAGGAGUUUCUUGUUUCAACAUUACAGCUGUGGUUGGCAGAGAAUCGUUGCGAGAAAAUCACCUGCAAUGCUGCAACGGUCGCAAUAUUUUUGGAGGUGAUGGUAUUCAGUUCCAAUUUCCAAACUGCGGCCAACGCUCACCAUAGACUGAAUCAAGCCAUUGAAGAAAUGGAAGACAACCAUUCUUUGAUAGAAACAGUGUGGAUCAAACUUCCAGUAUUUCUCAUGCGCUCUAGUGCAUCCAAUUCAGAUGGCAACUAUGGGCAUGCAUUUCAUUUAAGCCUCGCAGCUAAAAUUUGCAUGAACAGUAAGAGCAGUAAGAUGCCUUUUGGCGAGGCAUGGUCUGUACUUCCGGAAUUCAUCGUCAGCUUACUAAAGUUAGACAAAAAGAAGUGGACUAUGGUUUCCCUUGAGGCUGCUUUUGACAUCUCUACCCACGUUCUCACCCUUGAAAACACAAGCCAAUGGAGAAAGCUCAUCCUGCUCUUCAGGAGUAAGAGCUUUAUUACUGAUUUUGAAAGCUACGUCAACUCAAAAGACAUCCUUGCCUCUGCUCUCAAGCUGCUCUCUGCCAUGAUAGUUCUGCAAAAUGGAUACCAAUAUCCUACAAAUUCUUCCUUGAUUCCUGCUAGGGUAGAAAUUGACUCAAAUAUCCUGCUCGACAGUCUGCUCUGUGAGAACCAAAAUUGUGGGAAGAUAUUGGCAGUGCUGAACUUGGUUAAUGAUAUUAUUACCCUGAGUGAUUCCUCAAGUAGUCUUGCUUCAAUUACUAGCAAGGACGAUAGAAACCUGAUUCGUUUCUGCAACGAAUUUUUCAAGUCCGUCCACGCCGUGAUUGCUUUGCAUCCUGGCACAUGUGUUGAGCUGGCAGGGUGGCAUUGCCUUGAGAAUUUGCUGACCUGGAGCAAAGACAAAUGGCUGUGCCACGCUCCCUGGACGCACACUCUUAUUUGGAUGUUGGAAAUCCCCACCGAGUCGGCAGACGCCAGUCGCCGAAUGCUUGUGUACCUUCGGCUCUUUUUCCUUCGCCUGCAUGAAAGCUACCAAGGGAUGAAUUUGGUGAGUGGAAAAACGAUUGGGAGCAAGGCCAAAUUGACAAACAGAACUGCUCAACGGCUUGUGUGCUGUGCCUCAGCGUUUGCUUACCGUCACUGCUGUAGGUCUGAAAUUUUGAUGGUCUUGAAACAGAUAUUUCAGAUUGAUUUUGAGCUGGAAGAAGAGGUGAGGAGAAUGAUAAAGGCGAAAGUGAUUGAGCUCGAGUUCAGUGGAUGAGUUGCUGAAUGAAAAACUUCUGUGAUAACAUUACACGUUGAAUUUGUUUAUUUUGAUUCUACAGAAAUGAAAACUUUGGGAAUGUAACCAUUACAACACAAUCGUUCAGGAGUCACAAACAGUAAAACUGACAGUUAAUUUAAUAUCAUUGCACCAAAAUAAUCAUUUUGAACGUUGCUUUGUUCGAUAAAAAUAAUGAUUUCAACAAAAAUAAAUCCUUGGUAAAACACA